This is a messenger RNA of Arabis nemorensis, 1662 nucleotides long. The record is from the annotation of a GenBank genome assembly. NCBI's taxonomy places the organism in Eukaryota, Viridiplantae, Streptophyta, Magnoliopsida, Brassicales, Brassicaceae.
AUGGAUUUGCUUCAAGAUGUUGAUAAGCUAAAGAGGAAGCUAAGACAAGAGGAGAAUGUGCAUAGAGCAUUAGAGAGAGCUUUUACUAGACCUUUAGGAGCUUUACCUCGUCUUCCGUCUUAUCUUCCUCGAGAUACAUUGGAGCUUCUUGCUGAAGUAGCUGUUCUUGAAGAGGAAGUUGUUCGAUUAGAAGAGCAAGUUGUGAGCUUUAGACAAGGUUUAUACCAAGAAGCUGCUUACAUAUCUUCAAAGAGGAAUCUUGAGAGUCCGAAUAACAACGGUUUGACCGAUAAUUCUCCCGUGAGAAGCAGUAAACACCAGCGAUCGAAAUCCAUGUCCCAACACGAAUUCAAUUCGAUGAUCACUCCUAAAAAGCAUCAACAGUCUCUUAGUCUUAGCAGAAGCAUCUCAAGUAGGAAGCUUUUCUCCUCUGAUCAAACAGCUAAUGAACGAAGUGGUCAGAGAACGGUAAAUGGGAAACAAGCAUCGCCUAAACCGAAUCCGAGCAGUGUUACUAAGCCUGUAGAUGUGAGAGGGAAAGAGAAUCAGACCUCUAGUAAUGCUUUAAAAGACAAGAGAGAUAAAGAAUCACCUGAGAAGAAGCUUGGCAGAUUCUUGACAUCUGUGAAGAAGAAGAAACCUUUGAUUAAGCCGGAUGCUGCAGCGGAUAAAUGCUCGGAAUCGAUCAAAUUGCAGCUAGACGAUAGAUUAGCAGAUCAGGACAAAGCACAGGAGAGUGUGUCGGGUUCAUCUUCGGAAGACAAAUCAUUGCAAAGUGGAAAUGCAGCAAACAGAGUUUCAGAGGAUUUAUUGAAAUGUCUGGUGAGUAUUAUCUUGAGGAUUAGCUCGUCGAAAGACAUUGUAUUGGAUCCAUAUAGUAACUGUUCAGAAUGGAGAACAAGAGAGCUUGGUGCAUACAAGAAUCUUUGCUCGGUCGAUGCAUCUUCAAUUGAUCUUGGAAGAAGAAUCAAUGCUUCAUUUCUAAUCCAUCGUCUCAAGUUCCUGCUUAAUAAGCUUUCCGUUGUAAAUCUAGACGGUCUUAGUCACCAGCAGAAGCUUGCAUUCUGGAUAAAUACUUAUAAUUCAUGUGUGAUGAAUGCGUUCUUGGAGCACGGAAUUCCCAGGACACCUGAAAUGGUUGUUGCCCUUAUGCAAAAGGCAACAAUAAUUGUAGGAGGACACUCGCUAAAUGCAAUCACAAUCGAACAUUUCAUCUUGAGACUUCCAUACCACUUGAAAUUCACUUGUCCAAAAACUGCAACACAUGAAGAGAUGAGAGCUCAUAGCACAUUUGGAUUAGAAUGGUCAGAGCCUUUAGUCACGUUCGCCCUCGCUUGUGGAAGCUGGUCCUCUCCUGCUGUAAGGGUUUACACAGCAGCUAAUGUAGAGGAAGAGUUAGAAGGUGCAAAGAGAGAUUAUCUUCAAGCAUCUGUUGGUAUCUCAAAGAACAACAAACUAAUGCUUCCAAAGGUAUUAGAUUGGUACUUACUCGACUUUGCGAAAGAUUUGGAAUCGUUGCUCGAUUGGGUUUGCCUUCAAUUACCUGAUAAACUAAGAGAAGAAGCAGUUAAGUGUAUGGAGAGAAAGAACAAAGAAUCACUUAUGGAGUUGGUUCAAGUAGUACCAUAUGACUUCAGUUUCAGGUUGCUUUUGCAUCAAUGA